AUGGCGUCCACCACGGCAUCGCCGUCGGACGACGUACGAAACCGCCAACAGCAAAGCCCAUUGGCUUCGUCAAGGCCUGAAGCACGGCCUCCCGCUCCUCUCUCGCGGCUUUUCCCCCUGGGCUAUAAAGAGGGGUUCAGUCAGUGGUGGGCAAGCAUUCCCGCCGCCGCUGCGGAACAUAAAGUCCUGUCGUUCAUCCCGUACCUCCAACGGCCACCGACGCAUACCCAAACCGGCAAAGAACCUGCUACUCCCACUGAGCAACCAGACCCGUUGACCGCCGCAGAUCAUAGUCAACCUGGCCAGGUGUCAGAGAACUCGGUCAAUGACCCUCACGGGCCGCGAAAAUGGAGAUCUACUAUGGUAGAAUUGAGUGGCAAAAACCGUGAGCUGAACGAGUUCUCGGUUGAACGAGUUGGAGAAAAGGUAGAAAACAACCUCGUCGUUCUUCACGGCUAUGGGGCAGGGCUGGGGUUCUUCUACAAGAAUUACGAAGCUUUAAGUCGAGCUAAAGGCUGGCAGCUGUAUGCUUUGGACUUGUUAGGCAUGGGCCGCAGCACUAGGCCACCUUUCAAGAUAGCUGCAAAAAAGCGAGAAGAGGCCAUCACAGAAGCAGAGGACUGGUUCGUGGAUGCGUUAGAAGAAUGGCGUGUCAAGCGAAAAAUAGACCGAUUUACUCUGCUUGGCCACAGCCUCGGAGGCUAUCUGGCUGUUGCAUAUGCCCUCAAAUACCCUGGGCGUCUCAACAAACUGAUUCUUGCAUCACCCGUGGGAAUCCCGGAAGACCCGUACGCGGUGAAUGCUGACGUACCCGAUCCAUCAACCUCGACAAUGGCAAAUGAAUUUACCCAGGAUCAGUCUGGGGGUGUCCAAGUUGGUGAUAACAAUAACUUUUUGAAUGCUAGAGACAAGGCCGCCGCCGCUAGUGCGAAUAAUAACGGCAAACCCCCUGCGCGGACUAUCCCGAAGUGGCUCGUGUACCUUUGGGAUGCUAAUGUUUCCCCGUUCAGCCUCGUCCGAUGGUCUGGUCCAUUGGGACCCCGGCUUGUUUCCGGCUGGACAUCUCGACGAUUCUCGCACCUACCUCAAGAUGAAGCUAGCGCCCUUCACGACUACGCAUACUCACUUUUUAGGCUCCGUGGCAGUGGCGAGUAUGCAUUGUCAUAUAUCCUUGCCCCAGGCGCGUACGCUCGUAGCCCAAUGAUCCAACGGAUUCACGGUGUUGGCCGACAGGUCAUCCCGCCACAAUAUAAUGCUGGGCUAUUCAAGUCAAACACGCAAAGCAAUUGUACCCUCUCAUCUGGCGACCCGCCGCCACCUUCGUCUGCUCCAUCACCGUCGGAUUCGUCAAGUUCUUUUGUUUCUGUUCCACAACCUCCGCGUCGUGAAAAUGGUAUCCCGGUCGUGUUAAUGUACGGCGAGCAUGAUUGGAUGGACGUUAAAGGCGGCUAUGUGGCCAAAGAGAGGAUCGAACAAGAGAAGCGACGGAUCUUGAAGGACGCGUCUAUCGAAGAGCAGGAAGCAGACAAAGGAUCCGCAAAAGUCGUUAUCAUCAAAAAAGCCGGCCAUCAUUUGUACUUGGACGGGUGGGAGGAGUUUAAUGAUGUUAUGCUAGAGGAAAUGAGGGAUGUGAGUGAAAACCACUCGAGUCCCCAGUUUCCUGCAUCGUGA
Messenger RNA from Uncinocarpus reesii 1704, 1671 nucleotides. RefSeq lists its product as uncharacterized. Gene Ontology annotation, cellular component: mitochondrial inner membrane. Bases 1 to 1671 code for a protein of 556 amino acids. Lineage: Eukaryota; Fungi; Ascomycota; Eurotiomycetes; Onygenales; Onygenaceae. Gene Ontology annotation, biological process: cardiolipin acyl-chain remodeling. The record is from RefSeq and is a predicted model, not a curated record. The transcript has 2 exons. Gene Ontology annotation, molecular function: A2-type glycerophospholipase activity.